This is a messenger RNA of Lathyrus oleraceus (garden pea), 744 nucleotides long. RefSeq lists its product as uncharacterized. The transcript has a single exon. Lineage: Eukaryota; Viridiplantae; Streptophyta; Magnoliopsida; Fabales; Fabaceae. The record is from RefSeq and is a predicted model, not a curated record. The coding region runs from base 1 to 744 and encodes 247 amino acids.
AUGGAUGCUAGUAACCAUGGUAUGGUAGGAGUUCUUGCCAGAGAAAUGAAUACCAGUUUUUCUCCCCUAAUACAGAAUGUAAAUAGGACUAACAAUGAUAAUGCCCAAACAUACCAACAACUGUCAGCGCAGAUGAGACGCAUAGCAGAUUUCCUAGGCGCCCCUCAGUUCUCUGUUCGACACAGACUAAACCAAGUUAUAAUCCAGGAAGAAGAACCAACUAUAAAUCAGGUUCGACCACCUAGACAAGCGCUUGAUGAAAGGGUCAUGGGGGCAAGAUUAGAACAACAGCCAGUUCGACAGGAAGUCCCUGAAGAACAACCUAGGAGAGUAAUGAUGGUUAAUAGAGACCAGGAUGCAGACGAAGUAAUUCAUAGGGUUAGGCAAGAAAACAUGAUGGAAAAUAACUUAACUACUAUGAUAGAGAGAAUCAUGGCCCAGAAUGGUCUGAAUACAGGACUUCGACGGCCAAAUGAUACCUCUCCUUUAUCAGAAUACGUCCUACAAACUGAAUUACCAAGGGGUUGUAAAAUCCCUAAGUUCACCAAAUUCUCAAGGGACACUAGUGAAUCCACUAUAGAACACAUAGCCAGAUACAUGACUGAGGCAAGGGAUUUGGCGAACAGUGAGAACCUAAGAAUGAAAUAUUUCCCCAGUUCUUUAACGAAGAAUGCCUUCACGUGGUUUACAACUUUGCCACCAAAUUCCAAAUACUUGGCCUCAUUUGGAGAGAUUAUUUCAUGA